GUUUUUGACGGCUACAGUUGGCUAGCAAUAUGGAUAAGUACAUUAACUGUUGGGUUGGUUCUGCUGGUAAUAGUUCAUGUUUCAAAAAGGCAUAUGGGCAUUCAAAAGACUGACGGUAUUCUGGUAAUGUUAAUGCCUAUAAGUAUGCUCAAUGCAGAACAGAUGCCUGACUGGUUUGAGGUCAAAUCAAAAAGAGUUGUAUCUGGGAGUAUUUUAAUAUUAACCUGGGCCCUCUGUUCAACGGUUCUUUCCUUUGCUUUCUCCUGCAACCUAAGAGCGAUUAUAUUGAAACCUACAGAAAAAUUUCCAGUUGACUCAGCAGCACAAAUUCUUAGAGAAAACAGGGUUGCGGUUCUCCUUGAAGCAUCUCGACACGCUGCUCUACUCAGCUCAUCUCCUGUAUUCGCUCAUUCUCAAGUUUUAAACAAUGCAAGAUGUUGUAANAGAUUCUAUAAUCCAAAGAUUGAACCUGUUGGGAAAGUUCUAAUGGGAAUCCUCAAUAACUCUAACGAAGUUCUCUUAAUGACAGAGAGUGUUGUUAACUAUUUUGAAGAGCAGAAUCCUGGACUUGAAACCCUUCCCCAACCCUUGUUUCAUAUUAGUCAGGAAAAGAUAUCUCCAUACUACGGAGCCUGGAUGGUUGAGAAAGGAUCAAAAUGGAAAGACGACAUCAAUCAUCAUAUUCUCGUCUGCUCCCAGGUUGGCUUUGAAAAUAAACAUGGACGGCAGAAAGUUUUUAAUAAUAUUGGAAAUUCAAACGAGGAAAAACUUGGCCCUGAACAUCUUCUUCUGUCCUUUCUUAUCCUCGGUACAGGGAUCAUCUUUUCUAGCGCAGGAAGAAAUGUUUUUAUUCAAAAAAUAUUGUUCAGUCAGAACCAGAAAACUAUAGCCAAGAAAAGACCGCAGAAAUAAUGACUUUAAAUAGUUUAAUAAACAUGGGACACAGCAAUUGUGCAGUGUGAACAGACCCAAUUAACUUGAAAAGUGAUUUAAGAAAAAAAACUGUAGUAAAACUAAUGAUUUAGAUAGACCAAGUAAACAUGAACCAUACCAAUUGUUCGGUGUGGACAGGUCCAUUCAAGUAGCGCAAUUAGUUUUUUUAAGCAACUUGUAAAACUAUUUGCUUUGUAACAUCAAAAACACAAAAUUAUUUUUCUUCCUAUUCCACAGUUUUCUGGUUCGCACUGUACAUGUAAUUUGAUAGCUGCAAAU
Molecule: messenger RNA, 1212 nt
Organism: Eurytemora carolleeae
Lineage: Eukaryota; Metazoa; Arthropoda; Copepoda; Calanoida; Temoridae
Exons: 11
Coding region: 94-912 (272 amino acids)
Source: RefSeq, a predicted model, not a curated record